Messenger RNA from Nomia melanderi (Alkali bee), 6032 nucleotides. The record is from RefSeq and is a predicted model, not a curated record. Lineage: Eukaryota; Metazoa; Arthropoda; Insecta; Hymenoptera; Halictidae.
AUCGAUCAGAAAUAGACGGUGGAUUUUAAACGCGCUCAAUGCAGGGAAAAUACGAAUAACGAAGAACGAAAGGGGGUAUUACAAUAUUGCUGAUUGGACCUUUGCCAACUGGUUCAGCUUUAAUUACAUCGGCAUUCAUCAUUUUGGCCAAUUCAUUAGUCUUUCUGGAAAAAGAUACUUCGGAGUUUUCGAUACGUUCAGCUGACGUGAAUCGAUACUCGAUUGAUAUGUUGCAAACGGCAGAACGCCCUAAUUUAAUGCCUUUUCAGGAUACUCAAUACAGUUGGACGGACGAUUUGCCGGUUUGCAAACAAUCUGGAGUAGGAUUUUCAACAAAUCAAAUUUAUCGCGAGGAUGGAUAUAGACAAGAGGAGCACCCAUUCGAAGAUCGCAGCUUUCAUUGUCGUUAUGAUGAUUCAACAUUCCUUUAUGGAGUAUUCGAUGGACACGAAGGAACCAAAGCAGCAAACUUUGCUAUGCAAAGAAUGGCUGCAGAGAUAUUGCUGGGUCAGUUGAAUGGUAAAUCAACAGAUGAGGAAAUUAAAGAAGUUCUACGGCAGGCAUUUAUAGCUGUAGAACGAGGAUAUCUAGAUUCUAUUGGUGAUCUUUUAGCUGUACGUGCUAGCUUGCAGUUCGAUAUACCUGAUGGUUUAAAUUCAUACGAAGCUUAUCAAAAAUUCCCCCACUUGGUUGAUAAAUUGAACUCAUUAAAUUGUGAGCUAUCAACAGGAACUAGUGCAGUUGUAGCUCUUGUAUAUGGUGGAAGAUUGUACGUUGCAAAUGUCGGUGAUAGCAGAGCUUUAUUAUGUAAAACGGACAGUAAUCAAGUAUUAAGGGUUGUACAGUUAAGCGUUGAUCACGAUUUACGGAACGAGGAUGAAUUAUUACGAUUAUCUCACUUAGGACUAGAUAUUGAUUCCAUAAGACAAGGAUCUCAUCUUGGAAAUCAAGAAAAUACACGUUGCCUUGGGAAUUACCUUGUUAAAGGCGGAUACAGAGAAUUCGAGGAAUUAGCUACUGCUACGGCAGAGCCCAUUAUUGCCGAGCCUGAAAUUCAUGGUGGAAUAGAGCUCGACGAGUCGUGCAGGUUUUUAUUAUUAAUGUCCCGUGGUCUUUAUAAAUCAUUGGAAGAAGCGACCGGUACCGAUCAAGUCAACAAAGAAUUAGCACUUAUAGCAGUUGAACAGUUUCGCGUGCAAUCUACGUUAACUGGAGUUGCUCAAGCCGUCGUGGACAAAAUUGUAAGGAUUCAUCAUGACGUUAAUAUGAGUACUUCUCAAAGUACACUGACUACUGGUAAACGGGACGAUAUAACACUUCUCGUGCGAAAUUUUAAUUUCCCGCUUCCUCACGCCUUAAAAAGUCCAACUAAUCAGUCAGUCAGGUUCAAUCCAAUCGUUGAGACUGCUUCGAUAACGACGAUGUCAGAGAACGAAGAUUAUUCGAGUACAGGAGUUACAGAUGAGAAUUUCGAUGCAUCGACGAGCGACACGUCAACGUCGGACAUGUACCCACCCGGAGCGAAGCCGGCCGAUAGAAACGCUAGGAUUAAACCUUACGUUGAUUUCUCCGAGUACUAUGAAAACGUGGAAAAGAGGAGGCGAGAAGGGACAUUACCCGAAGGCAUAAAUUUCGAUUAAGAGAAUCUAAGAGUACGAUGUAAGUGAAACCUUCUACCAUGUUUGUACAUAUUUAUUUUGUAUACAUGUCUUUUAAAUUAAAUUAUUCAAAAUGCGUGUAUAACUGUUUCCUUAAAUAGAGUAUAAAAGAACAUUUUACAUUACAAAUUAUAUAGCAAUAAAAUUUAGCAACUUACACUUGAAAUAUUGAAACGGUGAGAUCUAGUUUCUGGGCAAUGCAUCCUGUAAUGUGCAGCUUACACGUUUGUACAUGCGAACUAUAAAUACUUUGUUGGAUUACUUUUAAGUCUUUCGUAUGCAGCCUUCUCGAGACACUCUCUGUGGUCGGGAUGGGCAAUCUGAAUCAACGCAUUAGCUCUUUGACGCAACGUCUUGCCAAAAAGUUGUGCUAUCCCAUGCUCUGUUACAAUAUAAUGUGCAUGCGCUCUUGUCACUACAACUCCACCACCUAUUCAAUAAACGAUUACAUUAUUCAAUUAGCAUAGUAUUCAACGAACACGAACCAACUUCAACAAAUAUCUUCUCUCUGAUUCCAUACCAACUUUAAGUACAGGCUGGAUUUUACUUUCGCCCUUGCUGGUAACCGAGGGAAACGCGAUCACAGCUUUCCCCCGACCGUCUUGGCCCAAUGCAGCGCCCCGAAUGAAGUCGAGUUGUCCGCCGAAACCGGAGUACAUCUUACACCCUAAACUGUCCGAACAGAUUUGGCCAGUAAUAUCCAUUUCUAUGCAGGAAUUAAUAGCCGUCAUUUUCGGUUGUUGAGAUAUUACCCGAGGAUCGUUUACAUAAUUAAUUGUCAGCAUUUCUGUAGAAACGAAGCAUUCCAGAUCAUUUACAAGAUAGAACGAGGAACGUGUGCAAAGGCUGCGGAACAUGAUAGACGCACCUACGAACGGAUUAUUAUGCACAAAGUCGUAUACCCUUUUGGUACCGAUUGCCAAGGAACUAACCAUGCGUCCUCUGUGCUUAGGUUUCAUUUUAUUGGUAAUAUUUCCACGUUCCGCGAGGUCUACCAUCGUGUCGCCCAUGAUCUCCGUGUGAACACCGAGGUCUUUGUGGUUUCCAAGAGAACAGAGGACAGCGUCAGGGAUGUUGCCUAUACCGAGCUGCAAAGUGGCCCCAUCGUCCACCAGCCUUUGCGCUAUGAUCUUGCCAAUCUCCGCCUCAAUUUCAUUCGGCGGAGUACUCGCCACACAUGGCAAGGGGCAAUCGUACUUCACAGCCCAGUCGAUGUGGCUACAAUGAAUGACAGUGUCCCCGAAUGAUCUCGGCAUGUGUUCAUUGACCUGGGCUGCGUCGAAUCAUCAAAGAAAUUCUUAUUCCAAUAUUUUCUUAAAGGGUGUUACCGUUCAUCGGAAUUCGACGAUUAAUUACUGACCAACUAUCACUUUGGCCGAACUGAGAGCUGCUCGGGUGCAGUCCACGCUCACACCCAGGGAACAGAAGCCGCGCGCAUCCGGCACGCUGACGUGUAUCAGUGCAACGUCCGGGACGAUUCUUUUCUCGUAGAAUAAUUUCGGCACUUCGUGGAGGAAUAUUGGAAUGUAAUCCGCACGACCUUCGUUCACGGCUUCCCUGACGUUCGCUCCAAUGUAAAAGCUUAUGGAUCUAAAGUGUUCUGGAAAAAGAUCAGUUGUAUUAGUAUCAGGGGAUGGAAGGACCGUUAACAAUUGCGGAAUAGCAUACUCUCAAAUUCAGGACUCGAGAACGGUGCGUCUCCUUCGAGGCCCAUGUGAAUCAAUCGCACCCCGCGGAGAUUGUUGCAGACACCAUGCUCCGUCAUGGCACGUAUCAAUUCGUUAGGCGUCGCUGCACCUCCUUGUAUGAAAACCAAAUGCUCUGGAAAGAAGAAUGUCCCAUGAAUAAUCACGGAAAUGUAUUACAAGCGAACAAUGUAUUUUAAAUUAUUCAAAAUGGUCAGCGCACGUCUGUGUAUGCAUAAUGCAUAAAGAUAGCUUCUGUUAAUUUCAGUCUCUGUGAACUGACGCACGCAAUGACUCUUAAUUGCUCAACGUUUUUGGAAAUCGCUAUAAGUACCUGAAUUUAUAAUUUUCACUGCGUCUUCCACGCAAACCCAUCGUGGACAUCGUUUCAACGGUUGCAGAGGUUCGCGUAUGUACUUCAAACCGCCGCACGCGCUGAGGUGUUUCUUCGGCAUGAAUUUGGCAAACGCUGAAUGCAGUGACUCUAAAUUUCGCCGGAAAUUAAGUCCAAACAUUUUGGCAUGACGAACGUAUACUGGAAUUACAUGAAAAUUUGGAGAGCAUAGAAUCUAAACGGUUUCGCUGGUUUCAGAUGUCACUUCACGCCAGAUCUGGAUCGGAUCCGUUGUCAUCUCCACGAGAACUAUUUGAACAUCGCAUAUGCCGGUAUUCGAUUUUUCAACUCUCUUCGUGCAGCGCGGCGUGUCGUUGGAUUUCCCGACACCCCGUAGCGCGUGGAACACCGGCGAAGAAUAAAAUAAAGUAUAUGUGUAUAUUAACACGUUAAGCGCCAUGUCGGUCAUUGGCGACUGACGCUUCUGAACGACUAAAAAGCAACCGUAACAAUCGUAAGAUUUUCGCGGCGCUUAACGCGUUAAUAAUGAAAUAAUCACGCGUGCGUACAUUCCAUCUUGAAUUUAUUCCUUGAAAUGCGACGCGGUCUUUAGUCGUUACAGUGAUUGCAUUACAUAAAGGAACCUCUUUAAAAUUUCAUAUAAAAAUUAUCUGUCGUCAUUAUACAACGUUCUCUGCCCAGCCAACGUGAAAUACUCGUUUAAAAUAAAAGCUUUUCCGUGUUCCUUCAAGGACCUUAAUGCUUCCUCGCCUAUCCGAGAACAAGAGGCCUUCUCGUGUUUAUUCAAAAUGUAUCUACUUAUGUACGUUAUAGAUUAUUCCCCGGUAUUCUGUAAAUUACUCUUACACUGGGCAGGGAGGCGUAAAUUACACGAAGUUAAGAAUGUAUAAUGUUUGUUCCGACACGGAUAAGUAUUUAUGCGUGCGGGUAACGGCAAAUAUCGCGAAAUGCUAUUAGAAAAGUCUUUCGGUGUCGCUUCCGUGGAAACGUUUAUGGCGCUGGCAUGACUUUUAAGCGUUCGAACGCUGCCUUCUCGAGAGCCUCUCUGUGAUCGGGAUGGGCGACCUGGAUCAGUUCGUACGCACGCUGCUGAAGACUUUUGCCGAACAAACUGGCAAUCCCGUGUUCCGUGACGACGUACCGAGCGACUGCUCUGUUCGUGACGACGCCGGCACCUUCAAACCACACAGAAGAUUAACACACUGAAAACAGUAGCACAAAACAAAUCGACUUGAUAUGAACCUAAUUUUAAAACCGGUGAAAUCUUGCUCUCGCCCUUGCCGGUGACGGAUUGCAAAGCUAUGAUAGGCUUGCCGCAACGGUCGUCGCUGAUCGCUGCUCCAGUGAUGAAAUCCAGCUGCCCUCCAAAGCCGGAGUACAUCCUUGUCCCGAUACUGUCAGAGCAGAUUUGCCCAGUGAUGUCAACCUCGAUGCACGAGUUGAUGGCUGUCAUGUUCGGCUGUUUAGCUAUCACCUUGGGGUCGUUUACAUAGUCCACCACCAACAUUUCUGUAACAGCAACCACGAGCCGACGCAGAAGGAGCCGACGAUUCGGCCUCUGUGCAUCGUCUUCCUGUUGUUCGUGAUGCAGCCCCUGUUCACGAGGUCGACCACGCCGUCGCUGAACAUCUCGCUGUGAAUCCCGAGGUCCUUGUGGUUCUUGAGUUCCGACAGCACCGCGUCCGACGGCGGCUUCACCGGGUGGACCGGAAGCGGCUUGUGGUGCUCCACGGCGAAGUCCAGGUGACUCACGUGAAUGAUGGCGUCGCCGAACGUCCUGGGCAUGUGCUUGUUCACCAGCGCUACAGAACCGCAACAAGGAUUUACCGACUGGUACCUCGUACUGGGUGACGGCGGCGACGGAAGUUGGAAAAUUCGAAAAUUUACCUACGAUGUAUUUGCUAUGGCUCACGGCGGACCUGACGCAGUCCACGCUGGUGCCGAACGAGCAGAAUCCUUUGUCGUCCGGGGGGCUGACGUGGACCAGCGCGAUGUCCGGCUUGAUGUGACCUUCCUUGAACAACCGUGGAAUCUCGUGGAGAAAGAUCGGCACGCAAUCGGCGGUUCCCGCUUGGACGGCCGCUCGCACGUUGCCUCCGAUGAACAGGCUCACCGACCUGAAAUGUUCUGUAUACGAAGCAUCGUAAUACAUAAGAGCAUUGCUAGAGAAUAAAACGCUUUCAGUGAAUGGGCUCAAUGAUUUCUGAUCGAGUAAUGAUCCUGAGUACUUUAGCUUGCUGUAUCGAAGUUAUGGUUUUUAUCAACACGUUCCGUGAACUUUCCGUUCAAGCCAUUGGGUAUUGUCAUUGUAAAAUGAAGAAUUUAUUAAAAAUG